CCGUUUUCCUUUAUAUCCCCAAAUCAAGCACGCCAAUCCCUAAAUUUUUUAUGCGGGACCCUCACCAUUCCUCUCUCCGAAAAAAAUCCCUCCUGUCCUGCUUAUCUCUCUACAAUUCGAUCUCUCACGUAAUCCAAUUACCCUUCAAUGGCGAUUCGACAGCUGGUUUAUAAUUUUGGUGGUAAUUUGUGAUUUUGUCAAGCCAUUCUUGAUUUUUCAUUGUUGAAUGUCUGCUUUAGAGAUAGUUGCUGGACUUGGUGAAAUAAGCAGCUGAGGAAGAAGUUUUUUUUGUAGAGAUGAGCUGGUUUUUGUGGGUUUGAGAACAUGUCUGGAAAUGCAAGAUACGAGCUGAGUUCGGCUAGUCCGGAGGAAUUGGGUUUUACAGGUAGCUAUUCUAAUGGGCAGAGGGGGAGUUAUCCUAGUGCCAGUUUUGAUAGGUCUGGAAGUUUCAGUGAGAGUCGGAUGUUCAGUUCUGGGGCAAGUACACCCCGGGCUUCUGCUUCACCAGCAAGGAGUAUGGCCCCACUUGCUCCAUAUCUGUCGUUGGAUCCAGUUACAAUGGGGGAUCAAAAAUAUACUCGAACGGGCGAGUUAAGGAGGGCUUUUGGGAUAUCUCUAGGGAGUGCUACAGAAGAUAAUUCUUUUGGAGCUGCUCAUUCAAAGCCCCCCCCUGCAGUGGAUGCAGAGGAACUGAAGCGGAUCAAAGCUGAUGUAUAUGAUGACAAUCAGAAGGCCAGGAAUAGAAUAAAAAUGUGGAAUGGAUGCUUGCUAAGAUGUCACAAAUUCUCAGAAGAAUUAAAUUCAAAGAAUCAACAACGAAAUGAGAUGCCAAUGAAUGAAAGAUCAGUUGGUUCAAACUUUUUGAAGGUGGGAACACAGAUUCAUCGAAGCCCUUCAGACCUUGGGACUCAAAGAUUAGAGGACAGGGCUAAGACUCCUGUUUUGAAUAAGCGAGUUCGCUCUUCUGUAGCAGAAUCAAGGGCUGAUGGCCGAAGCAAUACGGUUCCGAGGCAGCCUUUGGUCAUGGGAAAAGACAGAGACAUACACAGGGAUGGUGGUGAAGUUUCUGAUCUUGCUGAAGAAAAGGUCCGUAGGCUACCUGCUGGAGGGGAAGGGUGGGACAGAAAGAUGAAAAAGAAACGUUCUGUUGGUCCUGUUUUUACCAGAACUAUAGACAGUGAUGGGGAAAUUAAACGAGUGGUGCAUCAUAAGUUUAAUAAUGAACCUGGUCUGCAGUCUUGCGAUGCCCAAGGCUUCAGGUCAGGAUCUUUUAUUGGGAUUAGUGGCAUCAACAAGGCAGAUGGCAUUUCAGCAUCUGCCAGUUCAAAUGCCCGUGCCAUUCCCAAAGAAUCAGAAAGAGUUUCUUUGACAAGGGAUUUUGCUGCUGGCAUGAAUAAGGAGCGGCUUGUAGUGAAAGCAAACAAUAAGGUAAAUAUUCUGGAGGACAAUAAUCAUACAGUGAGCCCAAGUCCAGUCACAAAAGGAAAGGCUUCCAGGACACCUCGAACCGGCUUAGUAAUGGCAGCAAAUGUAUCUCCUAAUAUUUCUCGUGCGCCUGGGGCCCUUGAUGGCUGGGAACAAACACCAGGUAUAACCAAAGGCAAUUCUGUUGGGGGGCCUAAUAAUCGCAAGCGUCCCCUGCCUACAGGGUCAUCAUCUCCCCCAAUGGCUCAAUGGGUUGGUCAGAGACCGCAAAAAAUCUCUCGUACCAGAAGGGUGAAUGUAGUGUCUCCGGUCUCUAACCACGAUGAAGGGCAGAUGUCAUCAGAAAGAAGACAUAUUUCCGAAUUUUCCACUCGAGUGAGUUCUGCUGGGAUCAAUGGGACACCUCUUGCCAAGGAUGUGGUUAAUGGAACCAAACAAGUUAGAGUGAAACAUGAAAAUGUUUCAUCUCCAUCAAGAUUAUCUGAAAGCGAAGAAUCUGGUGCUGGUGAAAAUCAUGAGGGUAAGCCAAAGGAGAAGGGAACAGGUAGUGGUGCUGUAGAGGAGAGAUCCCUGAAUCAGAAUGUUGUUCCUUCUCUGUUGCUUACAAAGAAGAAUAAAAUGCUCAAUAGGGAAGGCACUGGUGAUGGCGUGCGGAGACAAGGAAGGACUGGUCGGGGUGCAUCAUCUUCUAGGAUUAGCAUUUCUCCAAUGAGGGAGAAUCCAGCCUCAACCAAACCACUUAGAAGUACAAAGCCCAUAUCAGACAAGAGCGGAAGCAAGACAGGCCGUCCUCCUCUUAAGAAAAUAGCAGAUCGCAAGGCCUUAGCUCGUCUUGGGCAAACACCAAUAAGUGGUUCCCCAGAUUCCACAGGUGAAUCAGAUGAUGAUCGGGAAGAACUCUUAGCUGCUGCAAUUUUUUCUUGCAAUGCCAGCUAUCUUUCCUGUUCUGGUUCUUUCUGGAAGAAAAUGGAGCCAGUUUUUGCUCCCGUCUGCUCUGAGGAUUCAUCCUUCUUGAAACAAAAUUUGAAAUCUACUGAGGAUCUUCAGAAGAGAUUAUCUGAGAUGUUUGGUCGCAGCAAUAAUUCGGGUGAUCUUGUGCUUGAAGAAGAUAUUCCAUCUCAGCUUGUUCAUGAAGAAAGUGAGGAAAACUUGCAGGACCAGGAUCGACCAAAAAAUUUGAUGAGGACUUCAGAUUUGGUAAAUCCAGAUCAGGACAGUAGUGCUUUAUGUGGAGGCACAAGAAGAAGGAACAAUGUUACUCCACUGUACCAAAGAGUGUUGUCUGCUCUGAUUGUAGAAGAUGAGUCUGAAGAAUUUGCCGAAAACAGUGGAGGGAGGAAUAUUUCUUUUCAAUAUACUAGAGAUAAUUCUCCUGGUGAUAGUUACCUCCCUAUUGAUUUUGAGCCUGGGAGCACAAAUGGUAUUGAUUUUAAUUAUGAAUCCAUGUUGAGUUUUCAAAGUCAGAAGCAAUCUUCUCUUGAAGGUUUUUCUUGUAAUGGAAGCACUACUAUUAAUGGGAUCAGUGGUUUUCACAAAAAUUCCUAUAAUGAUUAUUCACUGCAAGGAAGUAAUGGAUUUAUGCACUCGAAAACUGGAAUGUUCCCUGGGCUUUCCGAGAAUAAUGACGAGAAACCAGCUAUACAUUCAAAUGCCCUUGGCAUUGCCGCCUAUGAUUGCCAAUAUGAGGAACUCGACCUGGAGGAUAAACUCUUGAUGGAGCUGCAGAGUGUUGGUCUAUAUCCAGAAACAGUGCCUGAUUUAGCAGAUGGAGAGGAUGAAGUAAUCAAUCAAGAUAUCAUUGAACUUCAAAAGAAACUUCAUCAAGCAGUUAAGGUUGGUAAGAAGGAGGAAUACUUGGACAAAACAACUAAAGCAAUCAAGGAAGGAAGGGAAACACAAGGAUGGCCCCUUGAGCAGGUUGCAAUGGACAGGCUUGUUGAAUUGGCUUACAGAAAGCUGCUGGCUACUAGAGGAAAUAGUGCUUCAAAAUUUGGGGUCCCUAAGGUUUCAAAACAAGUUGCCUUGGCUUUUACAAAGAGGACUCUUGCUAAAUGUAGAAAAUUUGAAGAUACAGGCAAAAGCUGUUUCUGUGAGCCCCCCCUUCGAGAUGUCAUUUUUGCUGCCCCUCGUGCAAAUGUUGCAGAGUCCACAAGUUGCAUUCAGGAUCCAGGGGCAUCAGGCUCUGUACCUGGUAGAGUUGAGAGGCACGAUCUUUCCAAUGAUAAAUUUGGCAGGGGUGCAUUAGUUGACCAGGAUUUUGCCAGGAAUGGACCAAUAUUGAACAGAGGGAAGAAGAAGGAAUUGCUGCUUGAUGAUGUUGGUGGUAAUGCUUUAUUCAAAGCCACAUCAUCUCUUGGUAAUACUCUGCUGGGUGGAGCCAAGGGAAAGAGAAGUGAGAGAGAAAGGGACAAAGAUGUUUUAGCCAGAAAUUCUGUAACCAAAGCUGGUCGCGCCUCUCAGAGCAAUAUCAAGGGUGACCGUAAAACAAAAUCAAAGCCCAAGCAGAAGAUUGCUCAGCUUUCAACUUCUGGAGAUAGAAUUAUCAACAAGUUCAAAGAAACAGGUAGCAAUAAGAAAAGAGAAGCUGGGGCAACAUCCAAUGGUUCAAAUCCUGUAGAUUCAGCUAAAGAAAGCAGGGGAGCAACACGCAUGGCCAAGUUCCAAGGAUUAGACCCUAUAGAACUACACGACGGCAAUGAUUUUGGUGACACUCAGGAUCUGAAUAGCUUGUUUGAUGGGUUGCCAGAAAAUGACUUGGUGGGUGAAAUACUGCUCGACGACCUGCCCCUUCAAAUUCCCAUGGACGACCUCUCUAUGAUUCUAUAAAAGAUAGUAUAGUGUAAAUUUCCCAAGAUUAAGAUAAAAUGACUGUGCCCUUUGCCUGGAACCAACCUGCUAAUAUAAUUUAUGUCAGGCGAAUUCGCACUUGUAAUUAUGGUCAUUCUUUUUGUAUACUUCAGUGGGAUAGUCUAAAGGAAAAUAUGGAAAGAAAUUUUGUUUUUUUAAGACAAUUUAUCCUGUAAUAAAUUAUUCUAUGUAGCCUUGGUUUA
Messenger RNA from Populus trichocarpa (black cottonwood), 4475 nucleotides. RefSeq lists its product as uncharacterized. The transcript has 16 exons. The record is from RefSeq and is a predicted model, not a curated record. Lineage: Eukaryota; Viridiplantae; Streptophyta; Magnoliopsida; Malpighiales; Salicaceae. The coding region runs from base 325 to 4251 and encodes 1308 amino acids.